AUGAUUAUAGACCUCGCCUUGAUGGGCGUCAUGGCCCCAGCCAUGAUGGGCACAAACCAAGAUUCCAAGAGUGCUGAAGGUCGUCGACAACAAGCGAAGCGGCAACGAGAACAGCUCCAUAAUGCACAAUUCUACCUCGAACAAGACGGGAAGGUAUUUAACCAAGCACCUCCUAAGUAG
Aspergillus clavatus NRRL 1 is the source of this 180-nucleotide messenger RNA. RefSeq lists its product as uncharacterized. The record is from RefSeq and is a predicted model, not a curated record. NCBI's taxonomy places the organism in Eukaryota, Fungi, Ascomycota, Eurotiomycetes, Eurotiales, Aspergillaceae. The coding region runs from base 1 to 180 and encodes 59 amino acids. The transcript has a single exon.